Molecule: messenger RNA, 819 nt
Organism: Lolium perenne
Lineage: Eukaryota; Viridiplantae; Streptophyta; Magnoliopsida; Poales; Poaceae
Product: non-specific lipid transfer protein-like 1
Source: RefSeq, a predicted model, not a curated record
ACAUCCUACAAACCUCGCUCGGUCGUUCACAUCCCGGUGUCUGCCCCAGCCCCCCACCACCACCACCUCACUCCACUCCUCUCACAUCCAAGACCACCCCGCAGUAGCCGCCAUGGCUCUCACCGGCGGCGCCACCUCCGCGGCGUGCAUCCUCGUCCUCCUUGCGCUCGCCUCCGCAGCUGGCGCGGCCACCCCUGCCCCGGCGCCGGCGGUGGACUGCACGGCCGCGUUCGCGGGCCUCGCUGACUGCCUCGACUACGUUACGCCCGACACCAAGUCGACCCGACCCUCCAAGACCUGCUGCGGGGAGGUCAAGACCGCCGUCAACAGCCCCUCCACCGUCGACUGCCUCUGCACCGCCAUGGCGGCCAAGACAUCGCCACUACCGAUCAACAUGACCCGGGUGCUCGCCCUCCCCACCGCCUGCGGCGAAUCCCCAACCGUCUUCAGCAAGUGCAAGGUUGUGCCGGGCGGUGCAGGUACCCCCACUAAAGCACCGGCACCAGCCAGCGGUGGUGCAAUUGCUUCGCCACCAAGGACCAAUGCGGCUGCGAGGCCUGCUGUCUCCGCUACCAUUCUCGUGGUCGCGGCAACCGUCGCGGCUCCUCUGUUCGCCUUCUAUUACCUCUGAGGACCGGCUUCUCAGCCUCGCUUCAUGUUAUAUCAGACACCUUGUUACUCUUUGACAUGAGUUGUUGCGCAAUCUGAAUUUACCCUGUUCUGUUCGUCGGGAUGGGUUAUGAGUUACUGUGACCAUCAUAUGCAGUGGCCUGAAUAUUCAGUAGUUGCCAGUUAUGACAGUCUGGUGAAUUGCUAUUA